UUUGUUACACAUUAUUAGUCGCCCCCAAUAAUCUGAAAGAUACAGAUUGCCAAUAAGAAUGAAGUUUAUCUCCAUCGUAGGCCUUAUCUUAGCUUUGUCUGGAGUUGAUCCUUUCAUUGAGCCACCGAAGAUAAAAAAUCCGAUCUGUUUUCAAGAACCGGGCAAAAACUCAGAUGGAAAUACCACUUGCUACGACUUUGAGCCACGUUUCAGCUAUUACAACAAUACCAACGAGUGCAAGGGCUUUUUGUACGGCGGUUGUGGUGAGAAUGAUAAUAAUUUCUUCAACUUAAUUGGAUGCGAGGCCGAAUGCAUGUAAUAAACCAUUGCUAAAACUAUAUACACGAAUUCUUCAGCAAUAAAAGGAUAUGCAGUGGAAGUGUAUGGACUUCCUUAUA
This is a messenger RNA of Drosophila pseudoobscura, 398 nucleotides long. Its product is annotated as chymotrypsin inhibitor SCI-I-like. Gene Ontology annotation, molecular function: serine-type endopeptidase inhibitor activity. The record is from RefSeq and is a predicted model, not a curated record. Lineage: Eukaryota; Metazoa; Arthropoda; Insecta; Diptera; Drosophilidae. The transcript is spliced from 2 exons. Bases 59 to 319 code for a protein of 86 amino acids.